GUCUCAGGUAAAACGGACUACUGAUUCUACAUCACCUCAAAAAGCGAGAAAAUCCAACUAAACCCGUUCUUACUGGGAAACCACUGACAUCGCCCGCUAAUUCAGCCGCUUAUAUUUGUUCUUCCAUAUAAAGUGGACAGAUCGGAUUUACUGUACCAACUAGAAAGUCCAGUUAAACAGACCGAGAUGACACAGGAGCAGAGCAACAGAAGGGCGGUGCUGGUGAUGCAGAACGACCUGGGCUAUGGCCAGCGGCGGGCCUACACCGACGAGGACGAGGCCUGGAGGUCCUUCCUGGAGAACCCCCUGACGGCCGCCACCAAGGCCAUGAUGAGCGUCAACGGGGACGACGACAGCGCCGCCGCCCUCAGCCUGCUCUACGACUACUACAAGGUUCCGCGGGAAAAGAGGCCACCUAUGACCAAAAAUGAUUCUCUGGGCGGCGAUGCCACUGCAAACAAACGGAACCACAUGGUUCCAUUUCAGGAGGUCGCCAUGGCGAUGACAGACAGCAGGCUGCAGGUCCUCAGGACCGUCCCCUUCAGCAUGGUCGUCCCCGGAGACCAGCAGUGCCGGGACAAGCGGGACCCGUUCCCGCUGCCGGACACCACCGUCACCGUCUCCGUCGCCGCCGCCGCCACCGCGCCCGCCUACCCGACCAAGACGGAGGCGGCCCCGCACGGCUUCCCCGGGGCCCACUGCUCCCGGGCCGACGUCCACGGCCUGCCCGUCGACGGGCAGCUCAAGCACAGGCACUUCAGCCCCGGCGCGCAGUCCCACGCCCCGGACUCCACCUUCCCCGAGCCCUUCAAAGACGGCUCCCAGGAGGUGCUCCCUUUCCCAGGCGAUCUCCAGUUACACGUGGGAUCUGCCGUCAGUGCAAAUGGCAACUCGCCGUUCCACACGGUCUCAUGUCAUAAUUUUGAAUACACGCUGGAGGCUCUCAAGUCACUGCGGCAGAAGUCUGCGGGGGACCCACUGACAUACCUCAAUAAGGGCCAGUUCUACCCCAUCAAUCUCAAGGAACUCAGCAAUGGAAAAACUCUCCCCAACUCCAUCAGUAAAGCACGGAGCGUGGUGAUGCUGGUGUUUGGUGAGGAGAAGAGCAGAGACGAGCAGCUCAAACACUGGAAGUACUGGCAUUCCAGGCAGCACACGGCCAAGCAGCGCUGUAUCGACAUCGCUGACUACAAAGGUAGCUUUGACACCAUCACCAACAUGGAGGAGAUCGCCUACAACGCAAUAUCCUUCACUUGGGACACCAACGAGGAGCCGCGGAUCUACGUCUCGGUGAACUGCCUGAGCACGGACUUCUCCUCUCAGAAGGGUGUGAAGGGGCUGCCCCUGAGCCUGCAGAUUGACACGUACAGCUACAGCAGCGGCAGCAGCCAGCCCGUCCAUCGCGCCUGCUGCCAGAUCAAGGUCUUCUGUGACAAGGGUGCCGAGCGCAAGGUCCGCGACGAGGAGAGGAAGCAGACCCGCAGGAAGGGGAAGUGCGUGGGCACGUCCAUCAACCUGGGGACCUUUCCAGAUGGGAGGGGGCAGAUGCUGCACAAGACCGUUGAUGUCACGACCUUCAAAGAAUUGAGCGACUUUGACUCUCAGCCUGUCCUUUUUGUUCCGGACUACAUCUCUGGCAUCCACCAUCAUCAGCCAUACUUGGCACAGGACGGCGAUGAUGGCUCGGACAUGAAGAGACUGCUCUUCGCUGCUGAAGACGAGUUUGGGUCCCCUCCUAGCAAAGUGCCCCGGGCAGACAAGCCCAGGAAAGUUCUGCUGUACGUGCGGAAGGAGACAGAUGAAGUGUUUGAUGCGCUGAUGUUGAACACCCCCACGCUGGCUGGCCUGAUUGAGGCGGUAUCUGACAAAUACAAGGUGCCACCUGAGAAAUUUGGGAAAGUCUACAAGAGGUCCAAAAAAGGGAUUCUCGUUAACAUGGAUGACAACAUCAUACAGCACUACUCGAAUGAGGACACCUUCCAGAUACACAUGGAAGAGCAGGACGGAGUUUACAAGCUGACCCUCACAGAGAUCUGAACGGAGUCCCGCGGGGGGGGCGGCCUGGGGACAGUAGAUGCACGUUGGAAGAAUGGCGGUGAGGACCGAAGUGCGUCUCUGGCUUUUUCUGGUGCGCAGUGACGCCACCUACAAGAUGGGAGCUAGGCAUUCUAUGAACUCAUUUUUUUUUUGGAUGUAUGCGUGUGCAUGUCCUUGUGCGUGAAAGGCCUGUUCCUGCGAUAUGAAAGCAUUAUAUCUGCAGGUUACUACUGUAUGUCUCAUGGUGCAUAUGCUGCAGUUAAGUACACUCAGGUUGGUUUUACUUCAAAUGUAGCAUACUAAAUGUACCAACCUAUGAACUGUGAGGGAGAAGUUCAUUAUAACUGUGGAUUAGAAGCUUAAUGCUUUAGGGUUUGAGCAAUGUUUCUGUCAGAUUUCUGUCCCUCUCCUCAUGUUUCCCCAAACAUAGAGGUCCCUAGCACUGAAUUCAAUGGCCAAAAGUGUAAGUACAUUAUAUUGUUAUUUGUGAUAUAACUAGGAGCACCAGUUUAUCUAGAGCAUGUGCUCCAAAAUGCUUUCAUUCAUUUCACCUGCAUUACCAUCUAAAUCCCCUUGGGGUCACUGUAGGUCUUGGAUUGUACCAGUCACCUGGCUAAUUAUGCAAUUAGAGAUCAAUUGUGACCCUUUGAAUUUGAUGGUUGAUGUGACAGGAAGGAAUAUGACACGAAUAGAAUGUCCAUAGAAAUAUUCUUUGAGUGACUGGAUAAAACCGAUUGCUGAGGAGGGGCCAUUUGAUAAUUGACUGUUAAGAAGGCUCUGUCGGCCUCUAGGUGAGGGAUGACUGAAUUACAAGUGAGAAACCUGCCAUAGAUAAACUGGUGUAAGGAAUGACACGAAUGUCCCUGAAAUGCUGUUUUGAAAUUCGCUACCCUGAAGUAUUUAGUAUGUAGAUACCUGCCCUUUGGUUGGCUUAUGUUUUUUCUUUGUAUUGUCUUUUCAUGUACAAGAGAGUGAGUGACAGUAGGCAUUAGUGCCUAUUUUUUUAAAUAAAGGGAUAAUUUAUGUGAUAACUGUGAAACCUGCCUGAGGAUGCUCAGAUAACAGGUGUUAGAAUAGAUCAGUGCUUGGCCAUUUACAGGGUAAAAUGCUAUAUGUUCUUUACCUUUAUAGCUGUAUGUAAAUAUAUGGAAAGAUUUUUCAUUGUUUAAACACAAGUUAAUUUGCAAUACUUUCAUGAUUUCUUAUUUUCAUUCAGGCUAAGAACAUCUAAUGCUCAUACCAAGCCCAGAAUCCAUUUCUCAGCCUCUCUUCAAAUGAAGAUUGCUACUCAUUUAUCACAAAAGCUUUGUGGACCAUGUAUAGACACACAUAUUUGGCUAAAUUAUGGGCCUGAUCAUCUGUUUGCCUCACUGGAUAAAGUUUGAAUGCAUGCUACAGCACACUGUAUACAGAUAGCCACACUGUCAGAUAAUUUAAGUAAGAAGGACUGCACUCAGUCACUACUAAUAUUUUAAUAAAUAUCAAUGUUGUCAUAAAAGAGAUUGCUUAAAUGAUCCAGGAAUGGCACGUGUAUCAUACUUCCUUUGAAGGCUCAUACUCCGAACAAAAAAAAAGCUUUGUUGCAGGGAGCAGAAAUUCCCACGGGCAAAGAAUUUCACAUGCUGUCAUUAGAGCAUGAUAUAACAAGGAAAGAAGCUGAGGCUUCUCCGCUGUGAAACUAGUGCCUUACUUUCCAAUGUAUACCUAUCAAGCUCUAAGGUAACUAGCUUACUGUACUGCAUAGCAACUAAACUGUAUGCUAUCAUACUGUGCUGUUAGGUAUAAGCAUAUUCACUUUUAGAUUAUCAGCAAAAUUACCUACCCUUCAAUAUUUAUAAGAAGUGGAUCAUGCACAUAUUUAUAGUAUAUUAAUGAAUAUAGAUAUAUUAAUAGUUUACUCAAAGUUUUGUAAGGAUCAGAGGGAAACGAGUUAUAUUUAAAAAUAGAGUCAUAUAUUUACAAUUGUGUUAAACAUGUUGUUUUUAAUGUUUGACCUGUACAUGAAAAAGCUGGUGACUGGUUACAAAGAUAUUUGUGUCAAAGUAUUAAAUUCCACAUUAAAAUCAAAAUCUUAAUUUAACUGGUCAGGGUAUGGGAUUUCUAACGAUAUAAAUGUUAUUAACAAACAUGCUUAUUGUUAUGCUUUCAAAAUGUAUCUGAAAUUGUAUGGAUUUUCUUAAUGAGGGACUUUUUCAAGACCAGGUUUGAGUGCUUUUUUGUCAAAUUUUAUACAUUUAACAAGUGCCAUAUGCAAAAGAGAAUUGUAUCAAAUAAAACCUAGAUUUGGAAUUUG
This is a messenger RNA of Anguilla anguilla (European eel), 4330 nucleotides long. RefSeq names its product grainyhead-like protein 1 homolog. The transcript is spliced from 15 exons. Bases 187 to 2037 code for a protein of 616 amino acids. Gene Ontology annotation, molecular function: RNA polymerase II cis-regulatory region sequence-specific DNA binding; DNA-binding transcription activator activity, RNA polymerase II-specific. NCBI's taxonomy places the organism in Eukaryota, Metazoa, Chordata, Actinopteri, Anguilliformes, Anguillidae. The record is from RefSeq and is a predicted model, not a curated record. Gene Ontology annotation, biological process: regulation of transcription by RNA polymerase II. Gene Ontology annotation, cellular component: nucleus.